GGUUGAUUUCUUUAUUCCUGGAGUAUCUGUAGUUGGGGGAUUCUCGAUAUGUUCAAGCCCUGGCCUGUUGGAACGAGAAGGAAUAUUAGAGCUGGCAGUAAAGUACGCUGUUCAUCCUCCUGCUCACUGGAUUCACACCAAGUGUACUCUUGACUCAGAAGUGGCUCUGCGAGUGGGAGCAGAUCUUCAUGGAUACCAAGAGGGUAAAGGAAAUGGAUACAAAAUGGGAACAGUGAAGCUGUACUACAGUGCAAAAAAUACAAGUGAACUCUUAUUUAAGAAAAAUAUUCUUGGUUUGAUGAAUGCAUUUCCUGGAAAGAUCGCAUGUCGUUUCCACGUUACCCAACAGAGUUCACAGAUCUGUAAAGAACUGCAGCCACACAUUACAGAGGGAAGAAUAUCUGAAAAGGAUCUAGAAAAACACGCAUCUAAGGAUACUUUAUGGUACAUCUGCGGUCCACCUCCAAUGAUAGAAUCUAUAUCCAAACUACUGUCUAACAUUGGUGUUCCUAGAAACUGUGUUUUCUUUGAGAAAUGGUGGUAGGGACAAAAAAAAAAUACAUUAUUUGUUUCCAGUUUAUUUUGAUAAGCUGAAAUGUACAGAAAAUGGACUAUGAAUUAUUUGGAAGAUUUUACUUCAUACAUGAAGACAUCCUCAGUCAUGAUGGUGAUCCUUUAAUUUAACUAUAAUACACUUGUAAUAGUGUGCUCCUUUUGGGGGAAAAAAAAUGAUUUUUUAUUAAAGACAUUAACUGUU
Messenger RNA from Balearica regulorum gibbericeps (East African grey crowned-crane), 757 nucleotides. The record is from RefSeq and is a predicted model, not a curated record. Lineage: Eukaryota; Metazoa; Chordata; Aves; Gruiformes; Gruidae.